Messenger RNA from Neltuma alba, 564 nucleotides. RefSeq names its product protein CRABS CLAW. The transcript is spliced from 7 exons. Bases 1 to 564 code for a protein of 187 amino acids. Gene Ontology annotation, cellular component: nucleus. Lineage: Eukaryota; Viridiplantae; Streptophyta; Magnoliopsida; Fabales; Fabaceae. The record is from RefSeq and is a predicted model, not a curated record. Gene Ontology annotation, biological process: multicellular organism development; cell fate commitment; floral meristem determinacy.
AUGAACCUGGAAGAGAAAGUCACCAUGGACUUGGUUCAGCCACCUGAACACUUCUGCUAUAUCCGUUGCAGCUUCUGCAGCACUGUGCUUGCGGUUGGGAUCCCAUGCAAGAGGCUGCUGGACACAGUGACAGUGAAGUGUGGGCAUUGCAGCAGCCUGUCCUUCCUCAGCACCAGUCCUCCUCCGUCGCAUCACAAUCAUACCGAAACCCAUCAUCGUGAUAAUGAUAAUAACAAUAUUGGUCACACACUCACUCUCCAGGGGUUUUAUAGUGAUUACAAGAAGGGACUUGCAUCAUCCUCGUCCUCCUCGUCUUCCUUAACUACGUCGUCCAAUGAUCCUGUGUCCCCCAAGGCAGCACCUUUCGUUGUCAAACCUCCUGAGAAGAAACACAGACUUCCCUCGGCUUACAAUCGCUUUAUGAAAGAGGAGAUACAGCGCAUCAAAGCAGCCAACCCUGAGAUUCCUCAUCGGGAAGCUUUCAGUGCUGCUGCCAAAAAUUGGGCAAGGUACAUUCCAAAUUCGCCAAGCACUUCACUUUCAGGAAGUAAGAACAAGGAAUGA